Olea europaea var. sylvestris is the source of this 795-nucleotide messenger RNA. RefSeq names its product AP2-like ethylene-responsive transcription factor PLT2. Lineage: Eukaryota; Viridiplantae; Streptophyta; Magnoliopsida; Lamiales; Oleaceae. The transcript is spliced from 3 exons. The record is from RefSeq and is a predicted model, not a curated record. Gene Ontology annotation, biological process: regulation of DNA-templated transcription. The coding region runs from base 178 to 795 and encodes 205 amino acids. Gene Ontology annotation, molecular function: DNA-binding transcription factor activity.
UACUUCUUCAUUAGGGUAAAUCUAUGUCAGUUUCACUAUCAAGAAUUCUUAAAUGAUGCCUUAUAUAAUAUGUAUAUUAUUGUAGUAAUCUUCUGCGCGUUUUUUCUUUUUCUUUUCAUCCGCAGGAAUUGAUCACCAGUUAAAUUUAUCUCAAAAGAAUUAGUGCGAAUUGGUUCCAUGAAUUCAAAUAAUUGGCUUUCGUUUCCUCUUUCUCCCACUCAUUCUUCCAUACCACCCCACCUACAAGGUGCUCAAUCUCAUCAGUUUUCUUUAGGGUUAGUGAAUGAUAAUAUUGACUCUCCAUUUCCAGCCCAAGAGUGGAAUUUGAUGAACAGUCAAGGACACAGCGAAGUUCCAAAGGUUGCUGAUUUUCUCGGCGUAAGUAAAUCUGGAAACCAGUCAGAACUCGUGCCUUAUAACGAUAUCCAGUCGAAUGGCACUGAGUUCUUAUUCUCGGCCAACAGUCUCGUACCGGUGCAACAUACUACAAACAACUAUGAUUUUCAAGAAAAUCCUCAUAAUAUGCAAUCUUUGACACUUUCAAUGGGUAGUGGUAAGGGUUCAACUAGUGAAACUAGUGCCAUUGUCCCUGCAGCUAGUGCUGAUAACAGUAAUACUAGUAUUGUUGAAGCUACUCCCAGGAGGACUUUGGACACUUUUGGGCAAAGAACAUCGAUUUAUCGGGGUGUAACUAGGCAUAGGUGGACAGGAAGGUAUGAAGCCCAUUUAUGGGACAACAGUUGUAGAAGGGAAGGUCAAUCAAGGAAAGGUCGUCAAGGUAUAACAAAGCAGUAG